This is a messenger RNA of Darwinula stevensoni, 2829 nucleotides long. The record is from the annotation of a GenBank genome assembly. NCBI's taxonomy places the organism in Eukaryota, Metazoa, Arthropoda, Ostracoda, Podocopida, Darwinulidae.
AUGAGAGUUAAUAUGGGAUGUGGGGAGACGAAGCCUUUUAUCCAAGCCAGUGAGGAAUAUCGGGGGCAGUUCUACCCGGAGGCUGAACAAAGUCACUACUCUUUCCCUCCUGGUCCACUCCUUCCAGAUGAUGAACUAAAUAAGUUGCUUUCAAAAGCAAAGAAAGAGGAAGAGAAGGCCGAUGGGGAAGAUGUGCCACUUCCUGAGCAUUACACAGCCAAAGAAAAUGUUCUCAAACCCAUUUUAACAAAAGAUGAUCUCCACAACGUGGAUAGUUUCAAGAAAUUUCUCAAAAGGAAUUGCGUAGACAAACUGCCUACUCAAGCAUAUUCCAAGGAGGAAAUUGAUACGCGUCCCAAGGAGGAUGGAGAAGCAAUGAAAAAGUUCUUAGAAAUUUUUUCCCUCUACAUCUGUGCAGCUUCCUCGGUUGAUUUGCCACGAACUCAGCUGGAGCACUCGGAAUUGGCAGAAAAGCAAAUGCAGAAAACAUUGAUUUUUUUGACUCCAGAGCAGAAGAAGCACAUAGAUGAUGAUGAAUCAUGGCUCCUCCUCAUUGGAGGAGGAUCAGGGACAGGAAAGACAAUUGUCGUGAAAGAGAGAGCAAAGCGACUAGCAAAGGACGCUGAUGUGGAAGUAUUGGUGGUGAAUCUUCCAGGGGGAGGUCUUACAGACUAUUUCAAGCAUGAAUUUCAAGAACUGAAUGGCAUCCGGGUGUUGGAUGGAAGGGAUAAGGGAAUUCCAGAAGACCGCGAGGGAAUAUUCGCCUUCCUGCAGAAAGAAGGAAAGAACAAACAUAUUCUGCUUGACGAAGUCCCCCUCACUUUAGGAAUUCAAGAUAAACUCGAUGAGGAAAGCCUCUCUGUGCAUUGGAAAGAGAUUUCCAAAUUAGAGGGGAGCGUAAAGAGCCUUACAUUCGCAUUCCGUCCGAAUGAUGCCACAUACACGAAGGACAUCAAUCUCGAAGAUAUCAAUAUCUCAGGUGUCAGGAUGAAAGUCCUGAACAUCGUGAAGAGAAACACACGCUGCGUGUCAGAGUUAUUCUUGGCUCUUGGGAACUACUCGCGUCGCAUCUUUGUUUGCGAGGAGCCUACCAUCCGGGAUAUGGACUUGCAUCACUCAAAAAACCAAUCGUUGCCCACUUUGUUUCCCAUUUCCUCAUGUCGCACUAUCCAUGCUUCAUGCAAGAACAAAUCAACUUGCGCGGCUAUCAGAUCCGCCAAGGCCGUAAUCACUGUCCUGAAGUGCAAUGAAAUUGCUCCAGAGAAGCAACUAUACGCAAUAGUGGAUAGCAUGGAUCGACGAAAUCGUCUGGUUUAUAUCCUAGCAAGUGUAUUCAGAAUUGAGGCUAAAUUUCUUGACUCACGAGGAAGGUUACUAACAAAGCAAGGAAACCCUUCAAAAAUUAUCGUAGUGACGGACGAUCAGAUUCUGGGAUACCACGGAAAAGAUAUAAUGAUCAUCAUUGAUUUUUCCGAGUGCAAAUGGAAGAAUUACCUCCGCUUGAUAUCCUCCGGCCAUGAUAAUGUUAUCAUCGUCAUAGAGGAAGAAGAGUUGCAAAUGGGGAAAUACUUUCAGAUGAGUGUGGCUCUAUCUGAUCCAAUGGACAAUAUGUCAAAUUCAUUGAAGAAUAAGAUUGUGCCAGAUUCAACGAAGGAAAAAUUCCAAGAAGGAUUAACUGAGCUCUUGAAAAUGGAUUUGAAGCUGGAAAAAGAAUUGUCUCCCAAGGACAUCAUCGACCAUGAUCUAGUCGACGGGGCAAGGCGGAAGAAAUACUCGAGCAUUCACAUAUGUGUCGACGAUUACUCCAUUCAAGGUGUUAACACAGAGGAAGAGAAAAAGAAGUGGGAGAGAGUCUUGGAUAACUUGGAUUCGAAGUUAAAGUUAACCAUCGUCUUGAAAUCGCACUCCAAACGCGGGCGAGAGAUCUCUAUAGAGGAAUUAAGUUCUUUUUUCAAGAAUCGAAAGGUGAAAGUGACCAGACUCUCAAAAUUUCCAUUACAUUCCAGCUUCACCAGCUCCUCGCUCCUGAAUCACAUAUAUAAGAAUGAGGUCCACACCCCUUUGCGUUUAGAUGCCAAAAAUCUUCCCACCGCCUCCCGUCCAGUGUUGACGGGGAUUGGAGACCUGAGAACAGCAAAUGGGGAGGUUCAUGUGCUGGUCCCAGAUGAGAAACUGAUGACAUUUCUAGACUGGUUCAGUUCAUGCUCUUUCUCAGACCAGAAAAUCAGGGAUAAGCAAUUGAAGUUUGUUCACCCGAAAGACUUUCGAGGAUGCGAAUCCAGUGUCUCCAUAACCGUGAACGUGGAUGAUCGUUGGCUUCUGGAGAGCAUGUCCAGAUCCCGAACGGAUCUCUUCAUCAUUGACUUCCUACCAGAUCAUCAGCCGACUAGUACCACGCAGGAAGAGAAAGAGAACUGGGAGAAAGUGCUUGGUAACUUGGAUCCCAAGUUAACAUGGACCAUCGUCUUCAGUUCGCACUCAAAACGCGGGCGAGAGAUCUCUAUGAAGGAAUUGGGAUCUUUCUUCCAGAGUCAGGGGGUGAAAAAAAUCAGGGAUAAGCAAUUGAAGUUUGUUCACCCGAAAGACUUUCGAGGAUGUGAAUCCAGUGUCUCCAUAACCGUGAACGUGGAUGAUCGUUGGCUUCUGGAGAGCAUGUCCAGAUCCCGAACGGAUCUCUUCAUCAUUGACUUCCUACCAGAUCAUCAGCCGGUUUGGCAGACGAUGAAAGAAGAGGGUCUCCUGGAGAUUCUAGAAGUGGAUAAGGCGAAUGAAGAGGACAUUGACGAACAUAUCCUCCUCGAGAUGGAUUGCUUCGGAAACUUCCUGUAG